This is a messenger RNA of Pelobates fuscus (common spadefoot toad), 1010 nucleotides long. It is a transcript of the gene PRDX4, whose product is annotated as peroxiredoxin 4. Gene Ontology annotation, molecular function: thioredoxin peroxidase activity. Gene Ontology annotation, cellular component: endoplasmic reticulum; cytosol. The record is from RefSeq and is a predicted model, not a curated record. The transcript is spliced from 8 exons. Lineage: Eukaryota; Metazoa; Chordata; Amphibia; Anura; Pelobatidae. Bases 72 to 875 code for a protein of 267 amino acids. Gene Ontology annotation, biological process: cell redox homeostasis; cellular response to stress; hydrogen peroxide catabolic process.
CGGUCUGUACUCCUCCUCCUCCCGUACUCUCUUGCCGCCAGACGUGUCUCCCCCAGCAGCAGUAGCAGCGGAUGAUGGAGGCUCGGUACCGGGCGCGCUGUGUCCCCUCGGCUCUCUGCCUUAUCUUGCUCCUGAGGGCGGCUAUUGGUUCCCAGGAGCCGGACCCACAGCCUCAGGCCCGGUUCGGCCGCUCUCCCCAGGACGGAGAGUGCCAUUUCUACGCUGGAGGACAGGUCUACCCCGGGGAGGCCACCCGUGUGCCGGUCUCCGACCACUCCCUGCACCUCAGCAAAGCUAAAAUUUCCAAGCCUGCACCAUACUUUGAAGGAACAGCAGUGAUAAAUGGAGAGUUCAAGGAGUUGAAACUAACUGAUUACAAGGGGAAAUAUUUGGUUUUCUUCUUCUAUCCCCUUGACUUCACUUUUGUUUGUCCUACUGAAAUUAUUGCAUUUGGUGAUCGAAUUGAAGAAUUUAGAGCUAUAAACACAGAAGUUGUUGCUUGCUCCGUGGACUCACAGUUUACACACUUGGCAUGGAUUAAUACUCCACGCAAGCAAGGAGGGCUUGGGCCAAUGAAAAUACCACUACUCUCUGAUUUGACACAUCAGAUUUCAAAAGAUUAUGGUGUAUAUUUGGAGGACCAAGGACACACACUCAGAGGACUUUUCAUUAUUGAUGACAAAGGAGUUCUCCGUCAAAUAACAAUGAAUGAUCUUCCUGUUGGGCGAUCUGUAGAGGAGACACUUCGUCUUGUUCAAGCAUUCCAGUACACAGACAAACAUGGAGAAGUUUGCCCUGCUGGGUGGAAACCUGGUAGCGAAACAAUCAACACUGAGGAUACUAUGAAGGCCUGGUGGCCAAAAGAGGAUUUAUAAUUCCUGACCCAGCUGGAAAACUGAAAUAUUUUGAUAAGCAACACUGACAUUUUGUAUUGAUUUGUCAUGCAUGUAUCAGUACUUGUUUAAACUGUCUGACUGCGGUCAUUAAAAAAAAUUCUGUGAAUUUUGUUA